Messenger RNA from Mucor velutinosus, 924 nucleotides. RefSeq names its product Oxysterol-binding protein 4. Gene Ontology annotation, molecular function: protein kinase activity; ATP binding. Lineage: Eukaryota; Fungi; Mucoromycota; Mucoromycetes; Mucorales; Mucoraceae. The record is from RefSeq and is a predicted model, not a curated record. The transcript is spliced from 4 exons. Gene Ontology annotation, biological process: regulation of cytokinesis; mitotic spindle organization; protein phosphorylation. The coding region runs from base 1 to 924 and encodes 307 amino acids. Gene Ontology annotation, cellular component: spindle pole centrosome; spindle microtubule; spindle midzone.
AUGGAAGCAUUCAAAUCACCCACUCGCCCAACCUCUCAAACAACUGCAUCAUUGUCAAAUUACGUAGAUUAUACCCCAAGACGCAUACAGGCAUCAUCUAUCAAUCACAACGCAAUAAAAGAUGUGCCAAGCAAUAUCAAUUAUGCCAAACAGAGACGAUCCAAUUUUUACUAUCAAAUUGCAUUAGAGGCGGAUGAGGGCUUUGAUGAGAAGUCAGACUACAUGGACUCGCCGGCCGUGAGACGAAUCUUUUCUAUCAACGAGCAAGUGGUCAACGUGGAAGAGGAUCCAGCUUUUUAUGCAUCAAAUCAAUCAAGACCGCCACUACCGUCAUUUACACAACGAUCCAAUUGGACUAUCAAUGAUUUUGUAGUGGGACGUAAUCUAGGCAUGGGAAGGUUCGGUUCAGUGUAUCUUGCCAAAGAAAAACGAUCUGGACAGUUGGUAGCACUCAAAAUCCUUAGGAAACAGGAGCUAGAAGAAGCUGAAGUGAUUCCCUUCUUGAAGCGAGAGAUCGAAAUCCAAGGACAUCUCAAGCUUGGCGUGUUCCAUCGUGACAUCAAGUUGGAAAACAAUGAGCCCAAUAGACGCACUACAUUUUGUGGUACAUUGGACUACCUACCACCAGAGAUGAUCAAGAGAGACACGCACAACGAAUCUGUGGAUGCCUGGGCUUUGGGUAUCCUCUGCUAUGAAUUGUUGGUAGGUAGACCACCCUUUGAAACAGACAAGGUUGCCUCUCGAGAUCUAGAAAAAGCCUACAGACGAAUCGCCGAAGCUCCAUUGGAAUUCCCCAUUGAUAUCAGUGUGCAUGCUCAAAACUUUAUCUCCAAACUGCUUCAAAAGGAUCCGUCAUUGCGUAUGAAGAUGUCGGAUAUAGAAUCAGACCCUUGGGUGAAAUCGUUUCAUAUGAUGGAUGUUUAA